CUGUCCGGGGCUGGAGAGUCGGCUGGCUGGCGGGGCGUUGCGCACGGUGAGAGCGCGUCGUUCGGUGGCUGUCUCGGUUGCGCUCUGGAGUGAGCCAUGUUCCGGAGCCCAUCUGCCGAGCCUGAGUCUCUCGCAGCAAGUAUAGUAAUUCUGCCCUAAUUUAAACCAUGGAAAAAAAUUCCAUAGCACCUCGGAAGACACACUAUUUGCGCAACAAGAGCAAACAUGACAUGGAGACAGAAGAAACCAAGUCACCCACACAAAGAGUAUUAAGGGACAAGAGUUGUCAGACUGAUCAUCACAACCAUGGCUGCUGUGCCUCAGAAAAGGUUUUGGAGCCUGGAGACCCACCGUUAUUACAACAGCCUGUUCAGACUGCGAAAUCAGGCAUUCUACAAAUUAUUGAAUGUUUCAGAUCGGGCACGAAGCAGCUUAGACUGAUGCUAUUACGAGAAGUAGACACUAUAUUCGAAUGUAAAUCUUGUCGCAGCCUCUUCCGAGGAUUGCCGAAUUUGAUCACACACAAACAAUUUUACUGUUUAUCCAAGCUGCAGGUAGAUGAAGAUCCUCCAAACGGGAAUAAUCAAAGUCAAGUAGUAAAGGAUCUAGUGGAGUCGGUGUGCCCAAGAGCAAAUAAUCCAGAGGUGGUCGUACAGUUAGAAGCUAUUCGGACAAACCAGAAUGCAAUGUUUCUGGUUGUUAAGCCUGCCAAUGAAGCAAACCUCAGUGCUGGUGUGCCUGACUCUGAUAUUCAGGAGGAGGAGUCUGUCGCUGUCUCUCAACCAUCAUUGACUCCAGAAGCUGUGAUUUCACCUUCUGAAAAUACUACAACAGAGGAUACUUCUAGUUUUUCAAAUGUAGAUAAUCCAAAUCCUUCCAGUUUUGUUGCAAGAUCUGCUAAGAAAGCUAGCAAUAGCAAUCCAUUUUUAUGUCGCAUUUGCAAAAAAGAUUUUAAUUGUAGAAGGAGCAUUCGCCGUCACGUUAAAAAAGUACACAAGAAAAAGUUAGAAGAAAUCAAGAAAUGUAUCGAGGUACAACGAAAUACACCUUUGUCUUCUACGAAAGGACUUGGUAGCGUAAUCCAUUCUACAGGUAAAAGCUGUCACAUAUGCCAGAAAUCGUUUGCUACAAAGGCAAAUACAAGGAGGCACAUUGAUGAAGUUCACCGGGGUAUGAGACGAGACUAUAUAACAGAAAGUAGUGCAAAACCUGGCAAAAGUAUGAAUCCUGAAAUUGCAACGCCUAAAAAAGGAGUAAAAACAAUUCCCUGUGCAAAAAUAUCUUCAACCAAGUCAGAUUUCAGUCUUGCAUCUUCUAGUUGCUCUAUUUGCAAUAGACGGUACACUUCAAAAUACUUACUGAAGAAGCACAUGCAAAUAGUACAUAAAACAUCACAAUCUGAAAAUAAUACCAAAUCAGCUGAAGGCCAUGUGGCUGUCACAAAUGGCAAAGUAAAACUUGAAGACUCCUCCUCCUCACAUUCUUCUACAAGUUCCCCUCAAAGUGAAUCUAAGGGGGCAACAAUGGAGAAAAAGUGUAUAUCUGCAGCUAAAAAUAAAACAAAGGGAGAUGGAGGUUCUCCUAAAAAUGUUUCUUCACCUGCCAGUGACAAAAAGAAGUAUCGAAAGUCAAAAUUAUCUGCUGGCUUUGAUUUCAAACAACUGUACUGUAAACUCUGCAAACGGCAAUUCACGUCCAAGCAGAACCUGGCAAAACACAUUGAGCUGCAUACAGAUGGCAACUGCAUUUUUGUGAAAUUUUACAGAUGUCCUCUUUGCUCAUAUGAGACCCGUCGAAAACGUGAUGUUAUCCGGCACAUAACAGUUGUUCACAAAAAGACACAACGUGCUCUGAUUAAAAUAACGGCAAACUUGGAAAGUCGAGUUAUCAAGAAGCCAAUUGAGUGUAUUAUGGAUAAAACGUCAAAAAAACAUCACAAACAAGAAAAGGGUAAAAAAGACACUUCAAAAAAAGAUCCGUCCUCGACCUCCAGCAAAAAAAACGAUGGGGGUGAUGCAGGCAUUGAAGUUAAGGUGACCAAAAACUUUUCAUUACUUAAAUGUAAAACCUGUGGUAAAGCCUUUGCUAAAAAGAAAGAUUUGGAGCAACAUAAAAAGAAUCACAAAAUGAUUUCUACUAAUUCAACUGUAGGUAUAAAAAACAAAGGGAGAAGUACAAGGUCUAAGGCAUCGGUUUCCUGAAGAAGUAUUUUUAAGAGCAUUCUCCACAAGAUAAAUAAUUUUCGUUAAUAAAUGCAAGACAUUUUAGAUACUGUUCUAGUGGAGUCAUUUGAUAAAACUCAGUAUUGGAAACUCCUUCGCCCUCCCUUACAGUGUUUUAUGUGCAUUCUUUGCAUGCUGCAAAAGAAAGCAGCCUGGCCAGCUAGAUUACUUUAAAUCUUGUGUAUUGUGUACAUUUUUUAUGUUAUCUUUUUAGCAAAAACCUAAUUUCUGUAUUUCACAGUCUCCCUUUCAAACUAUGUAUUUUGUAAAUACUGAAACAUGCAAUUGUGUGAGAUAGUCACUGUAGAUGGAUAUCCUCUUGCAUAAGUCAGGAAGAAUUCUCUGAAGAUAGCAGGUUUUCCUGGAAGGUUAUUAUAUUUUUCCAAAAAUUAAUGUGAAGGAAUCAUUUAUUGCUUAUUAGUGUACUUUCACACUUGCGGCAGAGGUUUCCGGCAAUCUGGACGCAAAUGGAUGCAUUUGUGAGACUG
Messenger RNA from Bufo bufo (common toad), 2710 nucleotides. RefSeq names its product zinc finger protein 800 (gene ZNF800). The transcript has 6 exons. NCBI's taxonomy places the organism in Eukaryota, Metazoa, Chordata, Amphibia, Anura, Bufonidae. Bases 168 to 2201 code for a protein of 677 amino acids. The record is from RefSeq and is a predicted model, not a curated record.